Penicillium expansum is the source of this 591-nucleotide messenger RNA. Its product is annotated as putative isochorismatase family hydrolase. The transcript has a single exon. Bases 1 to 591 code for a protein of 196 amino acids. The record is from RefSeq and is a predicted model, not a curated record. NCBI's taxonomy places the organism in Eukaryota, Fungi, Ascomycota, Eurotiomycetes, Eurotiales, Aspergillaceae.
AUGUCUUCCGUCAAAUCAUUUCGCCAACUCAUCGGCAUCCCCCCUUCCACUGCCUCCACUAGUGAUUCAACUCUGAUCAUCAUCGACGCUCAAAACGAGUACGCCACAGGUCUUCUCGCAGUUGAGAAAGUCGCCGAAUCUCGCAAGGUCAUUGCCAAACUGCUCGAGAAAUACCGACAGGGCAACGGCAAGAAUAUCGUCCACGUCGUGCACGAAGUGCCUGCCGGUGCACCUGUUUUCACUCCUGGCACUACUCUUGCGCAGGAGUUCGAGGAGCUCACGCCUAAGCCAAACGAGAAAGUGGUCACGAAGAACUUCCCUAGCUCUUUUGCUAAGACCGAUCUGCAUGAUUACUUGCAGGGACUAGGAGAAGUGGGCCAGAAGACUGUACUAGUUGGCUACAUGUCGCACGUUUGCGUUUCUACUACCGCACGUGCUGGAAGUGAGCUUGGCUAUGAUGUACUUGUUGUGCGUGACGCGAUAGGCGAUCGCCACAUUCCUGGUGCGGACGCGGACACUGUCGUCUCCGUGGUGCUCAGUGAGUUGGGCGAUGGUUUUGCCACAAUUGUCUCUGAAAGUGAGAUCAACUAG